Molecule: messenger RNA, 939 nt
Organism: Neogale vison (American mink)
Lineage: Eukaryota; Metazoa; Chordata; Mammalia; Carnivora; Mustelidae
Product: olfactory receptor 51I1-like
Exons: 1
Coding region: 1-939 (312 amino acids)
Biological process (GO): G protein-coupled receptor signaling pathway
Cellular component (GO): membrane
Molecular function (GO): G protein-coupled receptor activity; olfactory receptor activity
Source: RefSeq, a predicted model, not a curated record
AUGUUCAACAGCAGUAAAUUCAACCCCAAAUAUUUCCUGCUAACUGGUUUCCCUGGUCUGGAAGCCCUGUACCCUUGGUUUAUCUUCCCAUUCUGCUCCAUAUAUCUCGUGGCAUUUGUGGGCAAUAGCCUGGUCCUGGCAGUGAUCAGGAAAAACACCAUUCUGCACCAGCCAAUGUAUCUUUUCCUAGCUAUGCUGGCCUUUGCAGAACUUGGUGUCUCUGCAUCUACUGUGCCCACAGUGUUGGGCAUCUUCCUUUUUGGUGCCAGUGAGAUCUGCUUUGAAGCCUGCCUUUUGCAGAUGUUCUCCAUACAUUCAUUUUCCAUCAUGGAGUCUGGAGUUCUGCUGGCCAUAUCUGUGGACCGCUUUGUGGCCAUCUACAAGCCACUGAGGUACACUGCCAUCCUGACCAGAUCCCGUAUUGCUGCUGCUGGUGCUACACUUGGACUGAAGAGUGUGAUACUUAUGUUCCCACUGCCCUUCCUCCUGAAACGUCUGCCCUUCUGUGGCCACAAUGUCCUCUCCCACUCCUACUGCCUUCACUCAGAUCUAAUACAGCUGCCCUGCGGAGAUACACGUCCCAACAACAUUCUGGGGCUUUGCAUUGUUACUUCCACUUUUGGGCUGGACUCGCUUCUCAUUGUCCUCUCUUACAUACUGAUCCUCUACACGGUGCUGGGCAUUACCUCUGGGGAGGGGCGGCGGAAGGCCCUUAACACAUGCGUGUCACAUAUCUGUGCCGUGCUUGUGUACUAUAUGCCCAUGAUCAGCGUGGCUCUGGUGCACCGCUUCGUGAAGCAUGCGGCCCCUGCAAUCCGUCUACUCCUGGCCAAUGUCUACCUUCUGGUGCCUCCUGUGCUCAACCCCAUCAUCUACAGUGUUAAGACAAAGCAGAUUCGCCAGGGGUUAAUUCAACUCUUUCUUCCAAGAAAGCAAUAA